UUGUUUAUCACUUAAUGAUUUUUAGUCAUGUCUUUCUUCCCUUCCGGUCGGCGCCCACCGCACGCGGUCAUCUAGUGUUAGUCUUUCUCCAUAAGAACACCCGACUAAAACCUCGGGAAAUAUUACAACCAUGGUUGCUGCAGAUCUCAAAGCAGAAACCAUGUCUUUAAUAGAACAAAGAGAUGCUAUAGAAUCAGAGAUGAAUUCCAUCAUUCAUCGUCUUUCCCAGCCUGGUGGUCCUGGGAUUUCAGGAAGUCUCGUCGAUUCAGAGGGGUUUCCUAGGGCGGAUUUUGAUAUUCCAGUGAUUCGUGCUCAACGCCAACGUCUUUCUGAACUUCGUAACGACUAUGACAAGAUUACUGACAGAAAAAGUGAACAUUUACGAACUCUUCAUUCUGCAAAACUUUCUCCUAACAAAUCUGCAGCUUCAAAAAGUUCAGUUUUACCAGCGUCUUUGCAUGGAGUCCUUCCUAAAGAUGCUUCCAGUCUUGCAACAAUGGGAUCUACUAGCCUUCCUUUUGCGAUAGUCGAUGAAAUAGCUGAUGCGUCUCCAGCAGCAGAAGAUGGAUUACAACUUGGUGACCAGAUAGUGAAAUUCGGUAACGUGGACUCUGGAGAUAAUUUGCUAUCAAGGCUUGCAUCUGAAGGUCAGUCCAACCAGGGCAACCAAGUUCCGACAACUGUUCUUAGGCAGGGGGGACUAGUCAACCUUAAUGUUACUCCUAGAUCAUGGAAUGGUCGUGGUCUCCUCGGAUGCCAUUUCCGAAUUUUGUGAGUGAUGGUCCUGAUGGAUGUCAUUUGAUGCCAACAAGAAUCUAGUUCUUUAUAUGUUUCUUCUUUUCUGUUCUUGUAAAAAUUAACGUUUGUCAUCACAAUUUGACAGAAGUUAAACGUAGUCAAGCUCUCUGUGAUUUACUGAAAACCUUACAUAUAUUUUGACUAGAUUUUGUGAAUUAGUUCGUAAGAACAAGCUGGCUUUUCCCAAAAUUUUCUUUAUGAGUAACAUAAAGAUUUUGUAAGGAACUUUUAACAGGAGUCAUUGAAAGUGCAAAAGUACAAAGUUUGGCAGUCUA
Messenger RNA from Papaver somniferum (opium poppy), 1073 nucleotides. Its product is annotated as 26S proteasome non-ATPase regulatory subunit 9-like. NCBI's taxonomy places the organism in Eukaryota, Viridiplantae, Streptophyta, Magnoliopsida, Ranunculales, Papaveraceae. Gene Ontology annotation, molecular function: protein binding. The coding region runs from base 131 to 775 and encodes 214 amino acids. Gene Ontology annotation, cellular component: nucleus; cytoplasm. The transcript has 5 exons. The record is from RefSeq and is a predicted model, not a curated record. Gene Ontology annotation, biological process: proteasome regulatory particle assembly.